Molecule: messenger RNA, 1945 nt
Organism: Quercus lobata
Lineage: Eukaryota; Viridiplantae; Streptophyta; Magnoliopsida; Fagales; Fagaceae
Product: inositol polyphosphate multikinase beta-like
Exons: 2
Coding region: 383-1255 (290 amino acids)
Biological process (GO): inositol phosphate biosynthetic process
Cellular component (GO): cytoplasm; nucleus
Molecular function (GO): inositol-1,4,5-trisphosphate 3-kinase activity; inositol tetrakisphosphate kinase activity
Source: RefSeq, a predicted model, not a curated record
AAGGAAAAGGAAAAAAGGUACUCGAUUCCGUGUCUGCUGUCUUUCAAGCUCAGCCAAAGGCCGAAGCUCCUUCAACGUGCUCUUCCUCUAAACUAAGCCUUCUACCCUCUCUCGCCACCGAACCUUCGCGGCUCCACCACAAAUUCUGAUUCGAUAAUAACAUCCAGCUUCCUUUCUUCUUUUGAGAACGGAUCCUUCGAAGUUGAUCUCUGCUUAGAGCCGAUUGAAAAAGUGUUUAACAGUGGAAUAUCCAUUCAAGUCUGUAGGAGGCACUUGUUUCUUUUAUAUUCAGUUGCAUCUGAUAGAGCAGUAUCUACACAAGACAAAUAAAGUUGAAAAGAAUCAACAGUGACUUUGCUGUGGGGUUCUUAUACUCUGUACCAUGCUUAAGGUCCCAAAUCAUCAGGUUGCUGGCCACCAGGCAGGUGAUGGAAAGCUUGGUCCUUUGGUAGAUGAUUCAGGGAACUUCUACAAGCCUCUUCAAAGUGAUGAUCGUGGGUCCAAUGAAGUAUUUUUCUAUACAUCGUUCUCUUCCAACACUAACAUUCCAAAUCACAUCCGCAGAUUCUUUCCUACUUUUCAUGGCACUCAGCUUAUAGAGGCAUCCAAUGGGUCUGGGAAGCAACCUCAUCUUGUGUUGCAAGAUAUAUUCUCCGGUCGCCUCAAUCCAUCUAUCAUAGACAUUAAGAUAGGAUCCAGAACAUGGUACCCUCAAGCAUCAGAGGACUAUAUCCAAAAGUGCUUUAUGAAAGACACAAAAAGAUCUAGCCUUGCACUGGGGUUUAGGAUAGAUGGGUUGCAGAUAUAUGAGAGUGAAGGAUCAGGGUUCUGGAAGCCUGAUAGGAAGCUUAUCCAUAAAUUUACUGCGGAGGAUGUUAGGUUAGUCCUGAGGCGGUUUAUUUCUUCUAACUCAUUUGCAGGUGUGGACCCUGAUUGUACUUUUGCAUCAACUAUUUAUGGUGGUUCUGGGGGAAUUUUGGCACAAUUGCUGGAGCUCAAAGAAUGGUUUGAGCAUCAAACGAUUUUUCAUUUCUAUUCUUGUUCAGUUCUUAUGGUGUGUGAGAAGGAAUCAGUAGUGAAAGAAAUGAGUUCCGGUGCUGAAGUUAAACUUGUUGAUUUUGCACAUGUCGUGGAAGGCAAGGGUAUUAUUGAUCAUAACUUCUUGGGUGGGCUCUGCUCUUUGAUAAAGUUUAUCUCAGAGAUUCUGACCUGCUCAGACGUGCAUACAGCUAAAGCUUCUCUGCAAGACCCUUGAAAGAACUGCUUUUAUACCAAUUGUGACACUGAUAAUUGAACAGGAUGUCUUAAAUAUAGGCUUCCUCACCUCACUGAUUGGCCUGUAGCUUCCCCCUAGAUGUUGAAAUCUAAAGUACCGUUUAGAAUUGUAUUACUUUCCACUUUAUUUGGAACUAAAAUUUUAUUGACAUUGUUGAGGCUGUUUCUGCGAAUGACUGUUCAAGAAGUUUCCUCAGUGCUGUUGUUGCCCUUCUAAGUUUAUAUAUCUCGAAAUGCAUAACCAUUGAAUAUUGAUUUGUGGCGCUUACUGAAUACUAUUACUUAAUUUUUCUAGUUAUGUUCCCCCUCUAUGUUGUUUGCUACGUAGUAUCUAAUGGCCCAUUCUUGCAUUUGGAUUGUAGCCAUUAUUACCAAUAGUGCUAACAGCUAAGAGGGGAAAAAAUGGUGUCUGGGCUGCUGUGAGACUUGCAAUCAAAGGAAAAAUGGAAAGCAGCUAAUUUUGGACCCUCUAAGCAGCGAAUUUCUUGUGCAAGCAUCUUAAAAUUCUGAGGGCACAGACCCAUGGUCCAGAGGGAGUGGAUGCUUGGAAAUCAUUGGAUGCCAUAAUGUUGUACCCUUUUUCUAAGGAAUUUUCCUGCAGUAAUGAGAUCUUCCCUUCUGCAUGCUUGGAUGCUGUUCUUAAACAGGUUUUGCUUUGUACCACAGUUAC